ACAUUUGCCUUAUAUUUGUCAAUAGAAGAUAAUUUACAGAAAUAGAAGUCUGUGAAUUUCUUAGACGAAUUUUGAUUAGGGAAUUAUAUAACAGAAAGUUACAAUUGCAUAAUUUCUUCAAGAAUUAAAUUUGUAUUAAAUAAUAUUGUUUAUUAUAAAGUAUAAUAAAACUUAUUUAAGUUAUGCACACGGAUUUGUCACCCCAUUUACACACCGAUGAGUGUAAUAUUUUUAUCAAAAAAUUAGUAGAUUGCCACUUAAAUCAUCCAUUUCGUAAAUUUAUAGGUUAUUGCAAUGAUUAUGAUCGCGACAUGAGGAAAUGUUUGAAAGCUGAAAGACUUCAGAGGCAAAAAGCUAAUCUAGAUGAAUCUAGACAACGCCACGCCAAUAUUCGAGCACGAAUUUUAGCCCAGAGCGCAGCAGCCAACUGA
Messenger RNA from Bombyx mori (domestic silkworm), 431 nucleotides. Its product is annotated as COX assembly mitochondrial protein 2 homolog. The transcript is spliced from 2 exons. The coding region runs from base 183 to 431 and encodes 82 amino acids. The record is from RefSeq and is a predicted model, not a curated record. Lineage: Eukaryota; Metazoa; Arthropoda; Insecta; Lepidoptera; Bombycidae. Gene Ontology annotation, cellular component: mitochondrion.